AGAUAAGCCUCUUUGCAUGUAUUAGUUUUAUUGAACUUUUACAACAAAAGUUAGUAAGUAAUAUUAAGAUUAAUAUACAAUAUUUUUUCUUCUUCAUUUUUGUGAUUUAAACGAGCGAACACUCAGUAAAAUUUUUUUUAGUUUCAUUAUAUAUAUUAAUAUCAAUUUAUAAUGAUGAAUGCACUACUUCAGGGUUUAAAAAAUAUAGCUAUUAGUACUGCUCGUGUUGAUACGUAUCGAUACAUGGCUAGUCUUCAACAAAUGCACAGGACUGGUCCUCAUAUAAAACCUUUAUUUAAAAGAAAUCCUUUAGGUGAUAAUCCAUUUCUGAAAGGAGUCGUUUUAAAAACUUUAAUUCGAAAACCAAAGAAGCCAAAUUCUGCAAAUCGUAAAUGUGUUAUGGUACGGUUGAGUAAUGGAAAAGAAAUGAUAGCUUAUGUACCUGGUGAAGGGCACAAUUUGCAAGAACAUAAUGUGGUUUUAGUUCGUAAUGGUAGAUGUAAAGACUUGCCUGGUGUCAAAAUUACAUGUGUAAGAGGAAAGUAUGAUUUACCCCAUGUUGUCAAAAAGAGUCAAAUGAAUUCAUAGUGUUAAUUGAUUUGUAGUUUGUAUUAUUUAAAUAUUUAAAAAAAUAAAACUUUUGUACAGUUCCAA
This is a messenger RNA of Daktulosphaira vitifoliae (grape phylloxera), 654 nucleotides long. RefSeq names its product 40S ribosomal protein S12, mitochondrial. Gene Ontology annotation, cellular component: small ribosomal subunit; ribosome. Gene Ontology annotation, molecular function: structural constituent of ribosome. The coding region runs from base 172 to 588 and encodes 138 amino acids. The record is from RefSeq and is a predicted model, not a curated record. Gene Ontology annotation, biological process: translation. Lineage: Eukaryota; Metazoa; Arthropoda; Insecta; Hemiptera; Phylloxeridae. The transcript is spliced from 2 exons.